AUGGCACCCAUCAAAGUCGGCAUCCUAGGCCUCUCCACCAAACCCUCCGCCUGGGCGACACUAGCACACUACCCAUACCUCAAAUCCAGCCAACACUACCAAAUCGUUGCAGUCUGCAAUUCCAGCCUGCAAACAUCUCAAGCCGCAAUCGACCACUUCGGUCUCAAGGAUGCCAAGCCCCAUGCCUCAUAUGAGUCCAUGGCUCAAGACCCCAACGUUGAGCUGUACGUAGUAUCAACACGUGCAGAUUCACAUUUUGAGAUUGCGAAGCCGGCGUUACUAGCCGGAAAGGCUGUGUAUGUUGAGUGGCCGCUAGGAGCGAAUAAGGAUGAGGCAAGGCAGAUGGCGGAUUUGGCGAAGCAGAACGGAUGUAGGACUAUUGUGGGGUUGCAGGGGCGAGUAGCGCCUAGUGUAGUGACGGUGAAAAAGAUCAUUGACAGUGGGAGGUUAGGUGAGGUUCACAGCGUGAGUUUUCAGGGCACGACGAACGUGUGGCAGGAUAAUGCGGCGAGUGAGCGGUAUUCGUACUUUGUUGAUCGGAAAGUCGGUGGGAAUCUAUUGACGAUAUAUGGUGGGCAUAUCAUUGAUAGUAUUACGAGUGCGAUGGGGGAGUUGGAGAGCUGGACGACGCUGAGUGGCAAUUUUCGGAAGAAGAUGAAGGUCAAGAGGGAUGACGGGACUUAUUCUGAGGAGGAGUAUGGAAAGAAUACGCCGGAUCAGAUGAUGCUUAUGGGACGGCUGGCUCGGUCGCCGCCUGCGAUGUUCAAUUUUCAUCUUAGAGCUGGCAACAAGUUUACUGAUCAGCCUGGAAGCACGUGGAAGAUUUACGGAACGAAAGCUGAGUUGCAGAUGGUGUUCAAAUCUGCUGGACCACAGAUCGGACGUGCCGAGAGCAUCAAGAUAUGUGACUUCGAGAAGGGUGGAGAGGUCAGUGAUGUCACGGAUGAGAUUGACGAGGGUCCUGGAGAUAGGUGGACGAGCUUGCCUGAACAGGGACAGAACAUUGGAAGACUAUAUGAGGCUUUUGCGAAAGGCGAGGUCGGCAAGGAUUAUGCUGACUGGGAACAUGCGGUCAAGAGACAUGAGAUGAUCGACGGAUUCUAUGACACGAUGCAAUGA
Lithohypha guttulata is the source of this 1119-nucleotide messenger RNA. It is a transcript of the gene GAL80, whose product is annotated as transcription regulator gal80. The transcript has a single exon. Gene Ontology annotation, molecular function: nucleotide binding. The coding region runs from base 1 to 1119 and encodes 372 amino acids. Lineage: Eukaryota; Fungi; Ascomycota; Eurotiomycetes; Chaetothyriales; Trichomeriaceae. The record is from RefSeq and is a predicted model, not a curated record.